This is a messenger RNA of Suillus fuscotomentosus, 664 nucleotides long. Its product is annotated as Alpha/Beta hydrolase protein. Gene Ontology annotation, molecular function: palmitoyl-(protein) hydrolase activity; carboxylic ester hydrolase activity. The record is from RefSeq and is a predicted model, not a curated record. The transcript has a single exon. Gene Ontology annotation, cellular component: cytoplasm. The coding region runs from base 56 to 562 and encodes 168 amino acids. Gene Ontology annotation, biological process: protein depalmitoylation. NCBI's taxonomy places the organism in Eukaryota, Fungi, Basidiomycota, Agaricomycetes, Boletales, Suillaceae.
UGCCUGGUUCGAUAUACCAUCUUUUUCCUUCACCGAGACCGAGGAUGCACCGGGCAUGUCGGACUCAGUACGCAAGCUAGACGCGCUUGUCAAGGCCGAGGUCGACGCUGGCAUUCCACAAGAGCGUAUUGUCCUCAGUGGCUUUUCGCAAGGUGGUGCAAUAGUACUCCUUUCUGGUCUUGGAGGGCGCGCGGUACGCGAGGGUGGUGAGCCCUGGAAACUUGCAGGAGUCGCAGUGAUGAGUGGAUGGCUACCAUUACGAGACCGUUUCAAGUCACUUAUCUCCCCGCACGCACUAACAAUGCCGGUUUUCUGGGGUCAUGGAACAGACGAUCCACUUGUGAGAUAUAGCUUCGGGCGAAAGUCGGCGGAGAUCUUGAAGGACCAGGUCGGUUUAGCGCUAAGGUGGGGCGAUAAAGGAGAAGCGGAACGCGCGGCCUUUGGGAGCGCUGGUGUGAGUUUUCUGGGGUAUAAUGGUGUACUACACGCAGCAUGUUCUAAGGAGCGUGCUGACCUGAAGGAGUUUUUAAAAAGAGUAAUCCCUGACAAUCAUACUGGAUGAUGAGAUAGGGGUUAUUAGACCGAGAUGGCGCUACCACAUCUAUUUUCUUGUUCUUCUUCAUAUGUCGCAUACCACGUUACAGUUGGGAUUGUAGGAUUUUAG